Messenger RNA from Protobothrops mucrosquamatus (brown spotted pit viper), 481 nucleotides. Its product is annotated as serine hydroxymethyltransferase, cytosolic-like. Gene Ontology annotation, cellular component: cytoplasm; cytosol; nucleus. The coding region runs from base 18 to 395 and encodes 125 amino acids. Gene Ontology annotation, molecular function: mRNA regulatory element binding translation repressor activity; mRNA 5'-UTR binding; glycine hydroxymethyltransferase activity. Gene Ontology annotation, biological process: L-serine catabolic process; protein homotetramerization; tetrahydrofolate interconversion. The record is from RefSeq and is a predicted model, not a curated record. The transcript has 3 exons. NCBI's taxonomy places the organism in Eukaryota, Metazoa, Chordata, Lepidosauria, Squamata, Viperidae.
GGCUCUCCCACAACAAGAUGGUGAUGGAAGCCCUGGACACCAAUGACCCCGAGGUCUACGAUAUUAUCAAGAAGGAGAAAAGGCGACAGAGACUUGGGUUGGAGCUGAUCGCGUCUGAAAACUUUGCCAGCCGAGCCGUUCUGGAGGCGUUGGGCUCCUGCCUGAACAACAAAUACUCAGAAGGAUAUCCGGGGCAAAGAUACUAUGGUGGGACAGAAUUUGUCGAUGAGUUGGAAAGACUUUGCCAGAAGAGAGCCCUGGAGGCCUAUGGGCUAGACCCACAGAAGUGGGGCGUCAACGUCCAGCCCUAUUCAGGUAUUUCGCAAGCUCUUCUGAAAUGGACCGUAGAGUGCCCGCCAGUGGCAGUCAAUAUGCACACAAUAUGGCUAUUUUAAUCGGACCGAUCAGAGUUUGAACAUGACUCAGUGUGGCUGUCUCUGUGUGCCUUUGUUUCAGGGUCUCCUGCAAACUUUGCCGUGUA